UAAUAAUAACAAUAAUAAUAAGGAUGAUGCUUUCAGUAAACUCAUAAACAACAAAUGCAGUUUUAUUAUUAUAUACUUUGACGAUACAUUGACCUCUGGUUUUGUAUAGCCUAUAAACCAGCCAAUUGAAUUCCACAGCUGCUGACCGUGUAUAACAAUUAUCAGAACAAAUAUUACCUCAUCGUCACGCAACCAAGUUUAUGGCAACUUGAUGACAACGCGAUAAGCGUUGGAUUACAAACAGCAAACGGAGAAAUAUAUUGGUAAUACUUACAGCUGGUGGCGCUAACUAUAAAUAGGCAAAGUAAUGAAAGUGAAAACAAAUUCAAGGAAAGGACAAAGCAGUAACCAUGAUGCAGAGCGUACUAAAAGAGAUAAAAUCGUGGGCAAAGGAUAUUUGCAUUGCGCAUGCGUCCACAUGAGUGUGGGUUGGAAGCUCAACUAUUUGCUUCCAGUUGUCAUAUGAAUGAAUGGUUUCUACUAACUACCAAUUGCUGUGGAAUUUCGACGUCCUAAUACUACCCACAGAGACAGCUGAAAAUUACUGUGGUUACCAUUAGAAAAGCGUAGGCUUUAGCGCCACGCUUGCACGCCUCGCAGUGUUUAGUUAUACGGGAGUUGAGUGUAUCAGCCUGUCAUUCAGUCGGUUAGUCUGCCAAACGACUAGGAAAUACCUAAACGUAGCGCUAUUUCAAGUGCGUGCAUAUGAAUGUGUGUUACGACUUCCAAUGAGAAAAGUGGAAGAAGAAAUUUGAAAAGAAAUUUUCAACGCAACCUCACGAAAUCGAUAAGUUGGCAGGAAAAUCAGAUAUUUUCAGACUGCGCGACCGUAAUUUUCGCUGAAAAAUUUGCUUAGCCUGGCCAAAAAAAAGUUAUCUUAAUGUAAAGGAAUUUAAAUAUUUAAUAGCAGUUGAGCAGAAAAGUGAAAAUCUGUGUAGAGCAUAUUAUUAAGUAAUUUGUUUAAAUGAAAAAACGACAGCACAACGAAGUGGAUAUGUCGAAGAAAAGUCUAUUAUGUUCUCGUUUAAAUUGAAAACAUUCGAUUGCUAAGGGUAGUUAAUAACAUAACGUAAUCUAUCAACUGCGUCACCAAAGCAAUAUAAAAACAUAAACUAAAUAAGCAAUUAGAAUAUUAUUUUUCCAAAUCUACUUUGAAGUGGUUGCACUGAGUGCAAUUCCAAGUAAACACACUCGAAAAUGCAGCCCCCGCCACGUAAGGGAAAUUAUGUGAAAUUCUUAAAGAAUUUACACACAGAGCAAGUGGCUAAAUUGCAAUUAAAGAAUCAACAUGAAUGCGAUCUGCUCGAGGACAUCCGACAGUUCACCAUCAAACGUUCCGCCAUUGAGAAAACAUACAGCGAAUCGUUGCUGAAGAUCUCUUCGCAAUAUUUGAAUAAGAAAAUACCAAAUAUACCCGACAUAAAAAUGGAGGGCAUGGAGGAGAGAUGGAACAUGUGGAGCGUUUGGCGUACUGUACUUGAAGAGAAUGAAAAGCUGGCACGCGCUCGCCUCGCAGCCAUUGAAGUAUUCCAGCAGCAGAUUGCUGACGAAGCUAAGGUGCUACGCGACUACAAACUGGCCAUUUCGAAAAGGGCGCUCUCCCAGAUAGUGAAUGUCCAAAAAGAAUUGCAUCUCAGCGUUUCCGAUGUCGAUAAGACAAAAAAGCAAUAUUUCGACGAGGAGCACUGUGCACAUGAUGUGCGUGAUAAAGCACGAGAUAUUGAGGAGAAACUAAAGAAAAAGAAGGGCUCAUUCUUCCAAUCGAUCACUUCGCUACAAAAGAAUAGCGCACGUGUGACAUCGCGCAAAGAAUUGCUGGAAGAAAAGUCGACGGGCGCACGCAAUGACUACAUACUUAGUUUGGCCGCAGCGAAUGCACAUCAGAAUCGUUACUUCACCGUCGAUCUGCAGACAACGAUGACCACAAUGGAGAAUUAUGUAUUUGAACGAGUAGCCGAGUACCUGACACUGAUGGGCCGCACCGAAUUGCUCACCUGUUCGGCCACACAGAAUUCGUUCGGCAAAAUACGCGAUCAGGCACAACAAUUGACGCGUGAAUACAAUCUACAGUGCUGUUAUCUCUUUUAUCCAGUAUUAAAACAACAUAUACAAUAUGACUUCGAACCGUGCGAUAAUGAUCCGAUACGAAAGAUUACCACCGAACAUGAAUCGGCAUCAGAGACGCUUACGAAAGAAGCAAGGAAUUUGGCGGGUCGUGUGGUGAAGGAGAACGUAGCUAUACGUGAAGCUGCGAAGAAAUUAGCCAUUUGUGUAUCUCUACGUGAUUCGGGACAACGCAGUGAUCCAAACGAUCCUAAUGGACCAGAUUUGGACACGAAAAUAGAAGAGUUUAGAGAUUUGAUACGCCGCUCUGAGACGGAGAAGGCCAAGGCUGAGGCAUGCUUGCAGAGUUUGCGUGAGGGUGGCAUUAAUGUCGAUGAAUGGGUGCAAGAGGCAGAGAUUAUGGGUGUACAGGAAUUAGCACGUUCCGCUAGUUCCAUCUCUAUGCGUACAGAUGCUUCGGGACAAGGGGAAAAUCCAAGUUCGGACUCGUUCUAUGACAGUGACAAGGAGGACGCAGGCGGUGCGCAGGCAGGUGUGGCUGCUAAAUCUAAAGUAGAGAAGGAGUUGUCGCGUGAUAAGACAUUCAGUGACAGCGAUGAAGACGUGGAAGAACGUGUACCGGAACCGAUUGCUGCAGCUCCAAUGAUGGCCGCUAGUACCGGAUGGGAUGAUCCCACUGAGGUCAACUGGGGUGCCGAGGAGGAGGAGAAAGACGAGCCCAUUGUUCCUGAACCGAAAGAGGCUAUCUUCAAAUGCACCGCUUUGUAUAGCUACACUGCUCAAAAUCCAGACGAACUGACUAUUGUCGAGAAUGAACAGCUGGAGGUGAUUGGUGAAGGUGAUGGUGAUGGCUGGUUGCGCGCACGCAAUUAUCGCGGCGAAGAAGGCUAUGUGCCGCACAAUUAUCUGGACAUCGAACAGGAUACUGCCGUCAACGGUAGCUCAGGCAAUCAAUUGCGCUCACAAAUCUCAUUCUCAUCUGUCGAUUAUACCGUUGACAAUGAAGAUCAAACUGUGGAUUCCAUGCAGUCACCCGAUCAGGUCUCGGUCAUAAUGGCGCCACAGAAGCGGAAGUCCGAUGUACUUUAUUGCAUAGCCUUGUACGACUACGAUGCGACUGCCGAGGAUGAGCUCACCUUUGAAGAGGGUCAAAUUAUUAAGAUUGUCACAAAGACGGCGCAUGGCGUAGACGAUGGCUGGUGGGAGGGUGAAUUAGAUGGUAAAUUUGGUAAUUUCCCAUCGUUGGUAGUUGAAGAGUGUGACGAGAAUGGUGAACCAAUGUCGGAAGGUGGCGAUGAGUCACCCCCUCCGACUGCACCACCGAGCUUUGCGCUUCCACCCGCACCCGCACUACCGCCAGAGUAUGCGCACGAACUUACUGAGGAUAUGUUUGAAUCACAGGACACUGCAGAUGACGAUAGCGGCUACAUUCCAAACGGUGGCGCACCCAGCAUGCCUCCACCAGUACUAAGCAAUAAAGCCAGCAUCAAAAAGGUACUCAUACAAGAGCCUGGAAUGGAGGACGAUAUAAGCGACGAUGGUAAUCCACCACCAUCGCUGCCGCCGCCGGCCUUAAAUGUCGGACCCAGCAAGGAAGGUAAUUCACUAAAUUUAGGUAUGGCACAAAUAAUUGUGACCGCCGCAACCCCAAUGGUUGAAGACGGCACAGAUAAAUCUUUCCCUCCGGUAGGAGAGAGUGAUGGCGGUGGUGCAGCUGCAGCAACUGCGAAAACUGCCAGCAGCGACGACGACAAGCCGGUUAAACAGAAAAAGAUGGAACCGAAACCAGUGGUGCAAGCAGCAGCUGAUGAAAACGAGAAUCAUGAGGACGAUACACACUCAUCCGAUCAGGAUCCGGACUCCGAAGCAAAGACCUUGCAGGAGGCGGAAGACCCGUUCAAUGAAAAAGGUAGCGCCGCUAACGCUGGUGAUGGAUUCGAGGCAAAUUUCGAGGCGAACUUCGAUGCGAAUUUCGAUGAUGCUUUCGCCGGCGGUGCACAAUCGGCCGAUGUGAAUGCCGAACUAAGCGCGGACGACGUGCAGGCACCUAAACAGGUUGUAGGUGGUCGCGCAAGCAUACCCGAGGAAUUGGAUUCGAAUCAAUUAGCACGAUUACAAAAUCUGAAAGAGUCAAAUGCUUAAACAGUAUUAGAAGAAGAAAUCUAAUAAUACUUGCAUUUAAAGAUAAUGAUUCGGAAAUAAUUUUAAAUGCACUAAGGAAAGGCAACAAUUGAAGUAUUACGAGUAAGCAUUGUGAAGUAGUGAAUGGAGAAUGAAUAUAUACAUACUACUGUAUAUUAUGUAUGUAUUUAUAUAGCAAUACAUAUGUACUACUCAACAUGUAUUCAGAGCCGGAUAAAAGAUGUGGAAAAUCAUGAAUGCUGAUUUCGAUCAGUUGCUGUGCAAGUUGGCGACUUUCAGUUUCCUUAAAAAGUUGCACGUAAAUUAAACUAUUUUGUUUUUGGUGUUUAAAUGCUUCGUAUCACACACAUAUAAUUUGGGUAAAUAUAUAAAAAAUUCUAAAAAAAAGGAAAGUAUUAUGGGAAAGCUUUAAUGUAAGCAGAAAUUUCGAAAUUGUGUCAACUUUGCACCUUGGUAAAUGUAUACAAUAAAACGAUGAACUCUAAGAUACUCAUAUGUAUAUGACCCGCUUUCAUGAACCUCCACUUGAAUUGAUGAACUAUUAUUAGGGAAAAUGUUAUACUUACUCUAAGUGCAUACACAAAUACUUAUAAUUACGUAUAAACAAAUAAUUAAAAUACUCGUACCACAUAUACUAAAAUAUUGCAUAUAUCUAUUUAUUAGAGAAUUGAAAUCGACGAACUGCAGUGGCAUGCCAAAACGUUCAAGUAUUAAAUUAAAUCGUUUGCCUUUGAAUUAAACUAAAAUAUUAAGUAAUUAUUUUGUGCACCACUGUAGUUAUAAGAAAAAUCACGAAUGUACUUCAACAAAUGUGCUUGUUAGAUAUAUACUCUCAUAUACUAUGUAUUACAUACCCACGUACACCUAAACAUUUACCUAUAGAUACUUGUAAUUACAUAAACAACAAAUGGUAGGUAAUGCGCUAUAAAUCUAUAAAUAUGAUAUCAUGUUAGAGAAGAAAAUGAACGCAAUAAUUGAAAAUUAAAAGCAUUAUUAUAGCUAAAGAAAAAAAACAACAACAAAUUGCUGCAGUCAAUUGUUAAUUUAAAAUUUAAUAGCCAAGUACCUUCAGUGAAAUAUUCAUUUGCCAAUAGUUAUACAUUAAUUACAUACGAAUAUAUAUGUAAAUAUACACAUAUAGAGGCUGCAAUUAAAUUAAUUAAAUAUUUAUUUAUAAUUUACGUAUAUAUAAUUAUUAUAUUAUUUAGUAUUUAAAUUGUUUUUUUUUUUAUAAAAUUGUUUAGUUAUACGAGACCGCUAUGGAUAGGAUUAAUUUACAAAUCAUAUCGGUAUUCUAUGGAGAAAUUCUUAUUAUUAGUCCCUAUGCAAUUAUGGUACUUAAAUAUUCAUAGGUACUUGUUAAAGCUAAGGCUAUGCGCAUAGUGGAGCAGUGGGUGGGAUGAUGUGAGUUAAUGAGACGAAAGUUUAGUUAGGUUAAUAAUAUUAUUUAUCGUUUUAUUUUGAAUACAAAGAAUACAAUUAAUCUUAAUUGAAAAUUUAUUUGAAAUAGAAAAAAGAAUGCUAUCAUUGAGUGAAAUAGUAAUGAUUACCCAACUUGGUUCUUCUAAAAAAUAUUUCCUUCUGUAAAAUUUCAAAUAUCUUGACCUAUUUAUGGGCUUUUAUGUAAUACUUUAUUAAGUUUCGGAGGACGUCUUCCUUAUUAAAUAUACUAUAUAUAUAUACUUGCGGCAUUCAAUAUCACUCUCUACUUUAAAAGCCCUCGCACCGCUAUGCCAUCAGCCUAAAAAGUGAACACUUUUUCUACUCACACAAAAUCCUUUGAGAAGAGUAAGAGUACGCUCUUUUGGUUGCGAAAUUUUCUUUCUUUAAUUUCAUCCAUAGAUAUUCAGAGACUUGAUGCUUUGUAAACUUAAUUCUUCUUGGAGACCACAUAUAUAAAUAUGCUUUAAAAAAUGGGGCUCAACGUGAAAAAAAUACUGCAUAUUUAAAUGAAAUACAAAAGUAUUAGAAUAUAUAGAAAAAAUAGUAAAAUUUUGCUCAUGAUUUCUAUAGCAAAACAGUUAUUAUUAAAUUUCUUUAAUUUUCAUUAUUUAAGUUUUCCUUAUGUAGUUGCACUUUUGUUAUGCAAUCCGAAAUGUUGAAAAACGCUUUCACCAAUAUAUAGAAACCAAAGAAUUAAACAUAAAAUUAUAAAUGUAUGUUUAAGUAAAUAUUAAACACAAUGCCAAUAUUAGUGCUACACAAAAACAGGAUCAACUGAAUUAAUAAAUUAUGAAAA
This is a messenger RNA of Zeugodacus cucurbitae (melon fly), 6445 nucleotides long. RefSeq names its product protein nervous wreck (gene nwk). The transcript has 12 exons. Gene Ontology annotation, cellular component: neuromuscular junction; recycling endosome. The record is from RefSeq and is a predicted model, not a curated record. NCBI's taxonomy places the organism in Eukaryota, Metazoa, Arthropoda, Insecta, Diptera, Tephritidae. The coding region runs from base 1198 to 4206 and encodes 1002 amino acids. Gene Ontology annotation, biological process: neuromuscular synaptic transmission; regulation of actin filament polymerization. Gene Ontology annotation, molecular function: protein binding.